AGACAAAACACCACGGAUGAGAUGAAGGUAGAUCACAGUUACUUGGCCAGUCCGUAUCACGAAGGGAUGGUGGCAGGCCUACCUUUGAUCGCUACUAAGAUUGAGUCAUGCGUAUCUUCCAAAGAACAGAUUCGUGUGAUGAUCGUUGGGCUUGGUGCUGGAUUGCUCCCAAUGUUUCUGUACAAGCAUUUUCCCUUCAACAGCAUUGAGGUAGUGGAGCUGGAUCCAGUUGUUGCUGAUUUGGCAAAGCGUCACUUUGGAUUUGUGGAAGACGAUCGCAUGCAGCUGAGACUUGGAGAUGGAUUAGCCGCUGUCGAUGCUAUAGCAAAACUUGAGGUAUGA
Selaginella moellendorffii is the source of this 342-nucleotide messenger RNA. RefSeq names its product methyltransferase-like protein 13. The coding region runs from base 22 to 342 and encodes 106 amino acids. The transcript is spliced from 5 exons. The record is from RefSeq and is a predicted model, not a curated record. Lineage: Eukaryota; Viridiplantae; Streptophyta; Lycopodiopsida; Selaginellales; Selaginellaceae.